AAUUCAAUAUGGCCGACUGCUACGAAAGGGGUUGUUCGCGGUUGAUGUUCGCAAAAUCCCAGUUUAUUUAUUAAUUUUUGUUUCCGAAACGUUGUCUUACUAUAUGAUGUAUUCUGAAGAUGCCAGUUAAUUCCGUAUCUGAAACGAAAAGAGGAAUAGAGAAAUCCAGAUUUUCAUUGUCGCUCAAUAGAAAUAAUGCUAUAUGUGUGAGUAACGUCAAUAAAAACCUUAGUGAAUCAAAAAAGAACAGUGAACCUAUAAAAUCUUCCAUCAGCAAUAAUAAAGAAAACAAACCAGUGAAACGUCCCCUGAAAAGUACAUACUUUAAUACCCUGAGUGUUGCCAAAAGGUUAAAACCACUUGCUGAAACAUCAAAACCUACAGAAAAAUCUCCUCAAGCUGAGCUGAUAAUUGUUGAAUCUAAACCUGCCCGCUUUGCCAUGUUGAAUGGCCACCACCAGUCAGAUAAUCAGUAUGGAGCUCCACAGAAAAAGACUCCAAUUGGCACACUGUCCAACCUGGGAAACACUUGCUUCCUCAACAGUGUUCUAUAUACUUUACGAUAUGCACCCCGUUUUCUCCACAAUCUCCACCAUCUUGUAUCAGAUCUUGCCAGUGUUGAACAAAAGCUGGGCAGUAUCCGAAUGAAGAGUUCUUCGUUAGGUCGUAGUGCAGCUGGCUUAGCCUCAUCUGGAGCCAGAUCAUGGAGUAGCAAAGACCUGUUAUCUCUCGGACAAUCAGAUAACAGCUCUGGGAAAAGUAAAAUUCAGGUGGCAACAGAAAAAUUGCAUGAAACCUAUUUCAACUUGCGUGCAGCCGAAAGCAAAUGUAUGAACAGUAAUAAUGCCGACGCUAGUCCAGAGCCCUACGCCGCCGAUGCCUUCCUUGCUGCGCUUAGAGAUGUUAAUUCUACAUUUGAAGGAAAUAGGCAACAAGACGCACACGAGCUUUUAGUAUGUUUAUUGGACAAUAUCAGGGAAACGUGCCGAGCGCUCAGCGCGCGUGCUUCUCGAUUACAAUUGCAAGAAAAUGGUGAAAGCAACGGAAUAAGCCGACAGCCUAGUCUAGACGGCGACUCAAAACCGACUCUGGGUAAUCUGCGCAAGUCAUGGAAGAAACGCAAAGAAGUGCUGGCGAACGAAAAGAAAAAUAAUUCACCCACUGAAGAGAAGAAUCCACCUCCCGCAGACCCCGAGAGGGAUGAGAAAGCUAAACCUGGAUGGGACUUUGUUGCAGAAGACUUUGAAGGCACGAUGGUGGUCCGCACGACGUGCCUUGAGUGCGAGAGCGUGCGCGAGAAGGCGCAGGCGGUGUGCGAGCUGUGCGUGCCCGUCGGCGGCGACGAGCCCAGCGACGAGCCCUUCCGCGCCGCCUGCCUCUCCAGCGAGUACCUGCGCGACCAGAACAAGUAUUGGUGCGAACGCUGCCUACGCUACAACGAGGCCCGGCGCACGGUCUCGUACUCGCGGCUGCCGCGGCUGCUCGUGCUGCAGCUGAAGAGGUUCAGCGGGGGGAUGGAGAAGAUCACCAGGCACGCGCCCACGCCCCUGCACAUGCCCUGCUUCUGUGAACCCUGCACCAAGCGGCCGCCGGACCAGCCCUCCCCGCACAGAUAUCUGCUAUGGGGCGUGAUAAUGCACCUCGGGCAGACCCUCACGGGCGGUCACUACGUGGCGUACGCGCGCGACUGCUCGGGCGGCGCGCGGUGUUCCCGCGGUGGGGGCGACGCGACCGCCGCGGGCCCGAGCUUCAUGCGCGCGCUAUUCAGUCGCCGGCCGCCCGCCGCGUGCGCCGCACGCGAUUGCUGCCUGCCGCGACGCUCCGACUACACGUGGCUAGCGUGCGACGACGAACUCGUCAAACCUAUCACCGACGAGGAGUUCGAAGAUCUCCUCUCUGCUGAGCCGAAGGUCCGCACCGCCGCCACGCCCUACCUCCUGUUCUACGUCAAGAGCGAAGUUGGCUAGUGAAAGUUUAACAGUUCCGAACUCGCGACCGCGUACCCCGGUGGUGAAGUGAAGGUGCCAUGUCGUCCUGUCUCUGUGAACGCUUUAUCUCUCUUCGAAAACGCCUGUGGUGAUUUCGAAGUUCUGUCUUGUGCUCUCUCUCCUGUUCUUGAGUUGAGUUGAGAGUUUUGUUCGGUAUAAAAACUAACUGCAGCUCUCCUACUCUUGUCUAGAAAUGAUUGGAGUCUCCCAAUUUCUGAAAAGUGAAUAUUUCUAUAACUAUAUCUUUAUUUCUGCGCACACUAUUUUAUUAUAUACUGAUUAUUACGUGAAAUAAUUUUUGAGUGGGCUUAAGCAAUUCAAAGUAAUUAUUGCACAAAACCGUCAAACGAUCAGAACACCUUACAACCCAUUCAAAGGUUGUUUUAGAGAGGUUUCUUUUCUUCUGCUUUUAUAAAUCAAAUCUUAAAAUGCGAAAAUUUCUUACUUAUUACGAAUUGAAUGCCACAGAUAAAAAACUUACCUAUAAUGAUAAAAAUCCACAGUUAUAUAGACUUUUGUGCACUGCAAUUAUUACUAUCGAAAUACACAUUGUAGUGUCCAAAACUAUCUUUCAUUGAAAUUAGUGUUUCUGUGUGAUGUAGAAACAAUAGCAUUUCAGUUAGCACAUCCUAGAGAGAAAACCAUUCAUUGACAUUUUAUAAUAGUAGAGAAUAAAUAUAUGUCAAUAUUAAAAAAUAAUGAAUUCUUAUUCAUCAUGGCUUGUAAUAGUUGUACUUAAUAAUGUUCUCUUUUCCGAAAUUAUUACCACUUUAUUUUUAAUGUUAUCGGAAGAUGUUUGGAUUUGCAUACAAAAACAUUUAUCAAUCUGUUGGCAACUUAAUUGAUACUUGAUUCCAUUAGCUGUAUACUAUUUUAGCUAACAAAUUUUUAUGACAUCAAAAAUGAUAAUUGAGACAAAUAUAACCUAUUCUUUUUUUUUUUUGUUUCAACAAAAUGUUGUCAUACACUUGCGUAAUGAUAAAAUGAAAUAAAUGUGAAAUUGCCUAGUCCCAGUAGCGCUAAAAUAUUUACUAAUUGUGGAGUAAUUUUUAUUUUAACUUGACGAAAAUUAAAAGCAAUGAGUAUUAUGAUUAAUAAUUUAUAAUAAAUACAGCGAAUUUAUGAUCUUUACUUGAGAAAACAACAUC
Molecule: messenger RNA, 3136 nt
Organism: Diatraea saccharalis (sugarcane borer)
Lineage: Eukaryota; Metazoa; Arthropoda; Insecta; Lepidoptera; Crambidae
Source: the annotation of a GenBank genome assembly